Molecule: messenger RNA, 2235 nt
Organism: Beta vulgaris subsp. vulgaris (sugar beet)
Lineage: Eukaryota; Viridiplantae; Streptophyta; Magnoliopsida; Caryophyllales; Amaranthaceae
Exons: 3
Coding region: 493-1944 (483 amino acids)
Source: RefSeq, a predicted model, not a curated record
CCCUGGUCACAUUCAAGACUUGAAGUCUAACAGCCAAAGAUUCGUAACUUCUUUCAUUAAACAAUUCCAAUAUUUUCCAAUUCAAAUCAAAUCAAUCUCAACUAACUAUUUCUUUAUUCAAUCUUACGAUUCAAAUUUCUGCAAUCCACUUCAUCAAACGAAAUAACGAACCAUCCUUCCUUCUCCCUCACUAUCACACUAUCACUCACUCACUCACUCACUCUUUCUCUCUCCUCUCUUUAUAAUUAAACGAAUUUUGAUUCCAAUCACUGCAAUUUCACUUUAAUUUUAUUUUAAUUUCCUUCUUGAGAUCUUCACUUUACCUCCUCGAAUCUUCCUACCAUAUUUUUCUCUCUCCUCUUCCCUACUUAACUUCUUCUCCUUUCUGUUCUCCAUCCUUACUUCUUCUUCAUCUUCUCUCAUUAAUGGCAGCAGUCUAAUUUAUAGCUUUCAUUUCAAAUAUAAUUCUCUUUAGUGUUUUAAGUUUCAACAAUGGCGCUAGUUGUGUGUGUUUCCGGCGAAGAAAAGGCGAGAAAAUCGUCGUUUCGAGCAGAUUAUAAGAAGCCAUGGAUGUUAAAAGAUUACCUCGGUGGUGACGAUAUGAGCUCUUGCUCCUCUAAUGGCUUCCGAUCGUUUCCUCGCCGACAAUGUUGCGCUGCUGUGAUUCGUAACAACAGCCAUGUUAAACAACCACAGCCGAAACGAAUGUUUCUUAGAAACCGCAGCUAUUCUUCUGCGCUUCGAAGAGCAUCAAUGGCGGUUAUUAACGUCGUUAAACUUCUUCCGUUUAAUUCUCCGGCGAAAUCGUCGGCAAAUUCCGGCGAAAGUAAGAGGUUGCUUUCUAGAAACUUCUCGAAGAAGCUAUUUAGGAGAAGCUUCUUCUGGAAGAAAGAGAAAAAUGAUGUGGUAGAUAAUGUGAUAGUGAAAAACAAGAAGAAAAUGAAGGUUGAUCAUGUUGAUGAGAUCGAACGGUGGAUAUCGUCUGGUGUGGUUGGGAAGGAGAAAUAUCAGCCGUUGGAUUUAUCGAAUGAUACGACGAUUACUAUUAAUGCUUCUACGAGAAGUAUUAGUAAUAGUGACGGUAAAAGUGAUAGUAGUUGGUCUGAUAUUACUUUUACCUCCGAUUCUAGUGAAAACGACGUCGUGGAGAGGAGAGAGAAAAUUCAGGAGGUGGUUAGCAAGAGAGUUGGCGUCAUAGUCGGUGGUGGUAUUGAGGAUUCCGUUAAACCGGUAGUUGCUAAGGAAAAUAUGUGGUUCAAUGAGGAGGCUGAAAAGGAACAAUCAAGUCCAGUUUCUGUCUUGGAUUUCCCAUACAACGAUGAAGGAGGCUCCUCACCUUUCACCCUCAAAGCAUCAAGGUUAAAAGGAACUAAUGAAAGGCUUCUGAAAAAGCUCGGGAGAUUUGAAUGUUUAGCAGGUUUAGAACCUGUUAAUCUUGAGAGCUUAAUGUCAUCAACAAAGAUUGAAGAUCGAACACCUAUGUAUUCUAUUCAACCUUGCUCAACACCGAGCUAUAUCUUGUCUAGUUCAAGCGAAGACGAAGAUGAAGAAGAAGAAGAAGAAGAAGAAGAAAGCCAUGAAAGCGAAGUUGAAAAACUUGCACAACACCUACUUAACAUUACAAAGGCCAAACUACCAUCCAAAAUCAACUGCAAUAUUGAGCUUGAAAAUGUAAUACUAGAUUUCUUCCUAGAAAAUGUUACACAAAAGGCAAAUGAUACCUUAUUGAAAGCUGCUGAAGAUUGGAUAAAUGGGCAUUAUGACAAAUUAAUAUUAGGGUGGGAAGUUAAGGAUAAAAGGCAAGUGUACAUUAAGGACAUGGAAGAGGGAGGUUGGUGGCCAAGAGAUACUAAAUUAGAAAGGGAAGAAAUUGCAUCUAAGCUUGGAGAUGAGGUUUUUGCACACUUAUUUGAAGAACUUUUUGUUGAAUUUUGCUCUUUUUAGCUAGUCUAGUAGGUCUAAUACAAUAGUAUUAGUACUACUAUGUGUGAAUAUUUACAUAGAGGGAGGGCUUGUUAUGGUAAAUUAGUCUUGAAUAAGAUAGAUAGAGAUAGCUAUAAUAAAGUAGUUGAUCGUGGUUUUAUGUAUGUUAGGUUCUUCCUUUUUCUUUAUCUCGAGAAAAAGGGUGAAGAAAUUUUGGAUUUUAAUAGAAAAACUUUGACCAUAUUUCUUGUCUAAUUUUUGUGAUUUUAGUGGUUGUACUUGUAGUAUUAUGCUACUUACAUUUAGAGUUUG